AUGAAACUUUGUUUGUUUGAUUUUAGUGCAUGUAGUAUAUGUCCAAAAAUCAAAAUGCCUGGUACACGUUGUGCUGUGUAUGGUUGUGGUAAUACCUAUAAAACAAGGCAACAAGAACAUGAAUAUUUUAUAUUUCAUCGGUUUCCCAAAGCUAAAGAUCUUGUUUCCCAAACUAUGAGAAAAGAAUGGAUAUUACGAUGCAAACGGGAAGAUAAAUUUAACCCUGAUACUAGCUACAUCUGCUCAGUUCAUUUCACAGAAAAGGAUUAUGAAAGAGACUUACAGAAUGAAUUAUUAGGUUUACCACUACGAAAAAUAUUGAAAAAAACCGCUGUUCCUACUUUGGGAUUGUAUUCAAAAAAAUCAACAAGUGAAGCUAGUAGUUCAAGCAUCAGUUCCAGAGAAGAAAGACUGGCCAAACGAAAUGCAAAGGAGGAAGUGAACAAACUUUUAAAAGUAGCCACGUUAACAGCUCCUAUUAAUACUUUUUCUGAUGAUACCGAAGACCAUAAUCCUAAAUCUUUUGGAAGUAUUCAGUUUGAAGAGCAUGUACCAGAGCCUUCCACUUCAUCAACCCCCAACUUUGUCCCAGAAAACUAUGAUUAUAAGGCUUUGUACAAUGAGUCUGUAGAGAAAUAUGAAAAGUUAGAAAGACAGUAUGCUCUUUUAAAAUCCAGAAGUAAUAUAAAAAGCACAAAUAUCAAAAAACUUAAUGAACAAUUGAAAUAUUUCAAAAAUAAAUGCUAUAAAUCUAGUCCCAAGGUAACAUCUCUGUUUCAGAGAAAUGAAGCUGCGUCUGCUAUACUUAGAACUGUUCUUACUCAAAACCAAAUUGAUUUAUUGUUAAAAAAAAAGAAAAGAGUCAACUGGACAAGAGAAGAAAUUGCAACAGCCUUUACGCUAAGAUACUACAGCAAGAAGUCAUAUUUAUUUUUAAGAAAUAAGUUGCAUUACUCGUUACCUGGUCUUUCAUCAUUAAGAAGGUGGGCUUCCCAACUAAACCUUAAUCAGGGUAUUUUGAAAGAUGUUUUAUUUCUGCUGAAACUAGCCGGAGAGUCAUUUUCUGAUUUUGAAAGGACAGUAGUUUUACACUACGAUGAAGUGAAGGUCAAGAAAACUGAAGAAUAUAAUAUUGCUCAAGAUGAAGUGCUAGGACCACAUAAUUAUAUGCAAGUAGUCAUGGCUAGAGGGCUCUUUUCAAACUGGAAACAACCAAUUUAUAUAGGUUUCGAUCAAAAAAUGACCAAAUCUCUUUUAAUGGAUAUUAUAACUGAACUGCAUAAAAUAAAUUUCAAUGUAGUGGCAUGUGUGAGCGAUUGUGGUGCAAGUAAUGUGGGAUUAUGGAAACAGUUAAAUAUCGAUAUUAAUCAGACAUCUUUUAAGCAUCCUGUUAGUGGUAAGAAUGUGUAUGUUUGCCGAUGCACCUCACCUGCUAAAACUAUUACGCAACUGGCUACUUGA
Messenger RNA from Diorhabda sublineata, 1461 nucleotides. RefSeq lists its product as uncharacterized. Lineage: Eukaryota; Metazoa; Arthropoda; Insecta; Coleoptera; Chrysomelidae. The record is from RefSeq and is a predicted model, not a curated record. The transcript has 2 exons. Bases 1 to 1461 code for a protein of 486 amino acids.